AUGAGGUCCACGAUUAUUGUGCUGUUUUUGUGCGGUGGCAUCGCCUCAGUUCAUGGGAAUUGCACCCAUUUUGUGGAGAACUCCUUGGAAAAUCGAAUUCUAUCGAGACGGGUGAGGGGUUUGGUAUUUCCAGACAAGGCUUCUCUUCUUUUGACUGCCGCCCUAACCAAAAUUAUUGUGGGCGGAAGACCCAGUGGCCUUCAGUACAGCCUUGAGUUUGAUAUGUACGUCCCACUCCCCGACACCAUCGAGGGCUGGCAACCUAAAAUUUUGAAGAGAUUAACGCCGAAGCCCAUGCCUAAACGCCGAUAUGAUUGGGAGUAUUACAAAAAACCGGCAGCCUAUUAUCCGUACUAUUCCAUACCAUAUAAAAAUGCUUACUACGCUGGGCCCGAAAUAAAUAAUAUACUUUAUCCAAAAUCCAGUCCCGCUUUUGGUAGAAAAUCAUUUUACCAAACUCCUUGGCAAAUAUCACCUAUAAAUCUGAACAAUUUCUAUCAAGGCAAGAAUGAGAUUUAUAAAGCUGGUUCAUUAAAUAGAGAUUCAUUCUAUCAAACCCCUUGGAGCUUAUCUGCAACCACCAAUCGAAAAAAAUCGUAUCACCCCGAUGAAGAGAUCUAUGAGUCCUUGUCUCAAGUGCCCCGUUGGAAAUUAAAUCGUGGAUAUAGAGAGCGUAGAGAUAUAUUCGAUCAGUUCGAGGCCAUGGGCAAAGUUUUCCAGUUAGAUCUAAGGUCCUGCAUUAAGAGAGCCAUGUGCGAACUUAGAGCCAAGCUGAAUGCCGGUCAUGACCAGGGUUUCCUAAUGGAGGAUCUAAUGCGAAUUGUGCUGACAGUCCCCGAAGAAAUUGGCGACGAUAAAUAUAAGCAUCGCAUGGAUGUUAAGGAUUGCGCCCGAUUUUACUCUCCAAGUUGUCCCUAUAAUGUUUUGGACUUUCUCACCCAAAGUAGUACAAAAAUGUGA
Molecule: messenger RNA, 960 nt
Organism: Drosophila eugracilis
Lineage: Eukaryota; Metazoa; Arthropoda; Insecta; Diptera; Drosophilidae
Exons: 6
Coding region: 1-960 (319 amino acids)
Source: RefSeq, a predicted model, not a curated record